UAUGAAUCAGGAGACCAAGAUCGACUGUGUCCACAUCGCCAGUAAAGCUGCCAUACUGGUGACCCAGCUCACUACUCCAUACAUCCGCAUCGCAGCAGCAGCUGGUGACGACCAACUAACAGGAGCGGUCACCCAUAAGCCAGACGCGGUGGAGCCAGAGAAACAGACAGACCACACGGUGAAGAUAGCCGGAGUCAUCGCUGGCAUCCUCCUCUUCACCAUCAUCUUCCUCGGAGUCGUCCUCCUCAUCAAGAAAAGAAGAACCUACCAUUCCUACACUUACUACCUGAAGCUGGCUAAGAAGCGUAAGGAGACGUUGAGCAGUGCUCGGCAGGAGAUGACAGUGAUGGUGAACUCCAUGGACAGGAGUUAUGCGGAGCAGGGGACAAACUGUGACGAGGCCUUGUCCUUCAUGGACACACAUAACCACACCCUCAACACUAGGAGCGAGUGCACCCUCACACUCAAUGGGAGAAGUAAGUUGUACUGGAAAAAUACAUACCUUCAGACUUUGAUUGGCCUUUUUUUUCCCCUUCUGAAAUCAAUAGUAUUGAUCAAAUAUCUUAUCCCUAUACUGUAGUAUGCUUUGACUCCAGCCACUCAAGUCAUAGACUGU
This is a messenger RNA of Coregonus clupeaformis (lake whitefish), 616 nucleotides long. RefSeq names its product receptor-type tyrosine-protein phosphatase mu. Bases 2 to 580 code for a protein of 192 amino acids. The record is from RefSeq and is a predicted model, not a curated record. Lineage: Eukaryota; Metazoa; Chordata; Actinopteri; Salmoniformes; Salmonidae. The transcript has 5 exons.